CAAACGGGCAUUUGCAUACAGGACUUACUUGUUUCUAGGAUGCAUGUUGACCAAGAAAACAAAAGCAUAAAAGCCCUGCAUUUGCUCAUCGCUCUUAUUAUUUCCAAACGUUACCAAGAUCAUUCUUUAUGAAACUCUCGGCACUGUCGGUCCUGUGUUUUUUGGCAGCGAGCUUGAGCAACCUUCUUCCGUCUUUGGUGACUGCACAGACUGAUGCAGAUGUACCGGUGGCACCUGCGCCGUGGCUCCUCGAUGUGGCGGAAGGUUACGUGUUCGUGUUGCCUACGAUUCUGAGUUCAGCGUUCCUACCACCUGGAACCGCUGAUCCUUUGGAGAAAGAUGCUGAAACAAGUACUGGUGCGAUGGUGCCCGAUAUCGGUGCCCUAAUGCUUGUUCGAUAUUCUUCCAGUCCUGUGGGUCCAUACGACGAGUUGAUAUACAUCCCAGGAAGAUGGGCUUACAGUAGUGGGAGAAGCGGGUUGAGGAUCACUCGAAUAUACGUUAGCUCGAAUGCUUCGGUUUAUAACGGUCGAAGGAACUGGAACAUCCCAAAACACCUUGCCACGUUCGACUGGAAAAAUGAAGACGACGGGAUCACUACCACCGUUUCCGUCUCCUCCGCUGAGAGUGACAACGCUACACCAUUCUUCAGUGUCCAAUUAUCGCCCGUCACAGGUCCCAUACCAAUCGAAGUCAACACAACCCUAACCGGACCCUACUUAACUCUCAUCCAACCCCCACUCCCUGCUUUGCCCAACGAUCCGAUAGUGGUCGGAACCGGCGAGACUAAUACUAAAUGGAAAUCAUUCCUGUUCACAGCCAAAACAGAAACAGCAUCUCCCGUAGGUGUGGUGGGCAAUCUUGCCGGUAGAAGAAUUGGGGAUGGUGUUGGGUACCCAGAUAUUUUUCCUCUUUUGCCCGUUGGUGUGAAUAUAACUGGAAUACUCAAUUUCCCCAUUGCUGAGACUCUUGACUCUGUUUAACGUUGAUACCCCUUCUUGGAUUUGUUUGAAAAUUG
Marasmius oreades (fairy-ring Marasmius) is the source of this 1018-nucleotide messenger RNA. RefSeq lists its product as uncharacterized. The transcript is spliced from 7 exons. Bases 129 to 983 code for a protein of 284 amino acids. The record is from RefSeq and is a predicted model, not a curated record. Lineage: Eukaryota; Fungi; Basidiomycota; Agaricomycetes; Agaricales; Marasmiaceae. Gene Ontology annotation, molecular function: lyase activity.